AUGGAGAUUGAAGGGCCGGAGCUUGGACAAGUGCUGCAGGGUUGGUUGGAAGCUGUUGCAUUGAACAACUGGAGCAAGUAUGAACUUGUUUGCAUGUUAUCCUUUUGCCAAGAUCAAGAUUUGCCAGGGGAAGAGCAGCCUGAUAAGGCCGAGGCAUCUGCGACUGCAGGCCCAAUCCGGCGCAUGCCGCGCGGACCUCCCACAGCCAGCGCUGCCUGUGUGGGAGUUGACCGAGACCUCAUGAUUCUGGAGCGUGCCCGGCAGCGGGCGCGGCGCGCGGCGCAGAGGCCGCGGCGCAGUCAGCUGGAACAGCAGCUCAGCUUGGGGAUGGUUUUCAGAUUUCGCGGAGGGGCGAAGAUCGGGUUCAUCCCGGUGAGGGCGAUCACUUCAAAGGAUUCAGUGGAUGAAGGGACCUGGGAAGAGCGGUGGGCAUCGUCACCCGAGGAGAAGGAGGACGUUCAGACUUGUCAAGUUCAGUUUGAGCUUUAUAGUAGUUUGUCAGACGAUGACGAAAGUUUCGCACUGAGCCCUCCCGCCCUUCUGCCAGAGGUAGCUGAGCGCCGGAUGCCGAGUGGUGGUGGUGUUGAGUUGGGGUUCAGGAAACCUUGUUGCGAUGAAGACUUCCAGGCAGCCUGCAUCACAACAGAGAAGGACAGCGAACAACUUCGGUCAGUGGCCGAACUCAGCACAGUUCAAGAGUACACAGAGCGUCUUGCAUCUCAAAAUGCCAAGUUCAUCACCAAAGAGAAGGAUGCCAUCUCUUUUGGCUUGUCAGAUGAGGGUCUGAGCCUCUUGGAAAACAUGUUUGCAUCCAGUGGGUUUUGGGUUGGCUCAGUUGGCCGUGUUGAGAAUGGCUUAGAACUUCGAGUGAACGACCAUUUUGGGAAGAAGAUCCAGGUGCUGCGUGUCAACCAUAGGCAGGUGAGCGACCAGGAUGACUGGAUGAUUACUUUGCCCUCCUCCUUCCCGGUGCUGGAGAAGAUUUGCCGCCUGGCGGAGAGCGCUCAAGUUCCAGUCUUCCAGGGCGUCCACGCGACCGCCGCACGACCCACCGCGGGGACCGCGGUGACCGCGCCGGUGCUGCGACUGGUGAGCUCCGGGCGGCUGAUCGUCUCGUGGCGGCGCGAGGAGGUCACACAGCUCGGCCAGAAAGAUGAGCAAGAGAGGCUGAAGAAAGUGGUGGCAUGGAUGGAGAAGAAGCAGCCGACUCUCGUGGUGGAAGACUUCUCUGAACAAACUCCCAUUGCUCGUGUUAAAGCCCUGGCAACGGUGGCUGCUUGUGCAGUGUUGGUGUUGCCAAGAGGUGCUGAGAACUUCUCCUUGGCCAUGGUGCUUGCGGAGCUUUUGGAACAGGAGAUCCCCAUCAUCCUCGUCCAGUCCGACAGCUCAGGUGCUGAAGCUGCUGAAGCGGUUUCCUCACGCCUUUGGGGUGGCCUUCCGCAACUUUCAGCGAGCCUGCAGGCGGCCAGCUGCACCCGUCAGGCACUGGAGGAGCUCUUGAAGGCAUACCGAGCCUCUAGACCUUUCAUCCAUGGCUUCAUUGGCCGCGGCCAUCUGGAGGCGGAGCUCCACGAGGCACUCGUGUGCGCGCUGGCCGCGGUGACAUCGCUCAGCACAGUGGAGCUGCCGUUGGUGCGGUCGAGGACGCCAGUCGCCGCAAGCGCGCCCGAACGCCGUUGCUUGGUGGCUGUGGGGCAGCGCAGCCGUGCCAUGAUGAACUUGGUGGAGGAGGAGCUGAGAGAUUUGUGGCGCAGGGGCAACCUGGAGGAGGUGGGAAGAGAUGGCAAUGCUUUGAUUUUGCUGGAUGCUGUAGAUCCUGAGGCGCUGAGAGUUCUGCAGCAAGCCCAGGACGCUGCGCUGGCCGAUCCCCUGGCCGUUGUGCCGAGGCAUUUCUUGGUCCUCUUGCCCGGCUUGGCUGCGCCGAGCAGCCUCUGGCGUCAAACGGCGGUACCUUUGAGCUUGAUGCUGGGUGCUGGAGACCACGAACCCUUGGAGGGUUUGGCGAUAGGCCUUUGCUUGGGCGAUGCGCUGGAGGUGCGCGAUUGCUUGCAGUUCUUAGAGGCCCUGGCCACUGCGCCAUUGGCGCCGGCGGCCUUCCAGCUACAGCCGCUUCCACAAAAGCACUUGGCCCUGAGGCGUCAGGGCUGUCAAGACCUAGAUGGCCACUCCGUUGUGGCAUCCUUCUCCUUGUGGCCAGAGGGUCGGGAGGAGUCGCUUUUCCCCACGGAGUUGCUGAGACCCGACUUGCCUCCGAGCGUCGCUCGAGGAGGAGCUGCGUACCGCGUGUCCAAGACUCUCGUAUCGGGACAUCGUCUUUGGCACUUGGUUCUUGAUCCAGAGGGCGAGGCACAGCUGCUGAAGCGCGCGGCUGGCGACUUCGCGGGUCGCGCCGCUGGGGCCUUUACCUUUCGCGGCGGGCGACGGCACGGUGCCGCGACGGAUUUGUGGCAGUUGGCAGAGGAACUACUUCAACGUGAAGAGUUCGAUGAUGAGUCCUUUGAAGAAGAAUCCGACAUGUCCUCGCCUGGGCACGAAGACCCAGAUGCAGCCUCAGGUUCUGCAGCACUUGAGGACGAUGAUAACGAACCAGCCAUCUCAAGUGCAUCAGAGGCUGCAGAGCCUCACACCCUUGGGGGCCAAACCCACCAUCUUGAUGCAAGAGCAGAUGCGCCAGCAGCGUCCGAAGAACAGCGGGAACACCUCGAGUCCGAGCCAGAAGAGCUGGAGGAAAGCGAAAAACAAUGCACAGAUGCAUCAUCCUCAGAGCCCGCACCCCUACAACCCGCAGCGCGUGAUGAGCAAACGCAUCCUCCUGUUACAGUAACUACAGUUGUGAAUCCACCAGGUUCAUCAUCAGGGGCACCGGAGGUAAAGGAAGAACGCCUCGCUGAGCCAGCUGCAGAUGCCUUGGAAGCACCCUCAGAACCUGCAGCGCGUGAUGAGCAAACGCAUCCUCCUGUUCCAGUUGUGAAUCCACCAGGUUCAUCAUCAGGGGCACCGGAGGUAAAGGAAGAACGCCCCGCUGAGCCUGUUGCAGAUGCAGUGAAAGCACCCUCAGAACCCGCAGCGCGUGAUGAGCAAACGCAUCCUCCUGUUCCAGUUGUGAACCCACCCGAAGGAGAGCCAGGAGAACCUGCGGUAAAGGAAGAAAACCCUGCUGAGCCUGCUGCAGAUGCCUUGGAAGCACCCUCAGAACCUGCAGCGCGUGAUAAGCGUAAGUGUCCUCCUGUUCCGGCUGUGGAUCCACCAGAAGCAUCAUCAGAGCCAGGGGCACCUGAGGAAGAGGAAGAACGCCCCGCUGAGCCUGUUGCAGAUGCACUGGAAGCACCCUCAGAACCUGCAGCGCGUGAUGAUCGAAAGCGUCCUCCUGUUCCAGUUAUGGAUCCACCAGAAGCAUCAUCAGAGCCAGAGGCACCGGAGCGCGUGAUGAGCGAAAGUGUCCUCCUGUUCCAGUUGUGGAUCCACCAGAAGCAACAUCAGAGCCAAGAGCACCUGAGGAAAAGGAAGAACGCCCCGCUGAGCCAGUUGCAGAUGGAAUGGAAGGACUCCUAG
This is a messenger RNA of Durusdinium trenchii, 3552 nucleotides long. The record is from the annotation of a GenBank genome assembly. Lineage: Eukaryota; Dinophyceae; Suessiales; Symbiodiniaceae.